Solanum dulcamara is the source of this 1932-nucleotide messenger RNA. RefSeq names its product sulfite exporter TauE/SafE family protein 4. Gene Ontology annotation, cellular component: Cul4A-RING E3 ubiquitin ligase complex; membrane. Lineage: Eukaryota; Viridiplantae; Streptophyta; Magnoliopsida; Solanales; Solanaceae. The transcript has 12 exons. The coding region runs from base 85 to 1464 and encodes 459 amino acids. The record is from RefSeq and is a predicted model, not a curated record. Gene Ontology annotation, biological process: protein ubiquitination.
AAAAAAAAAUUUCUUUGGCAUUCAAAUUGUUCAUUAGGGUAAAAACCCAAGUUUUAUUAGUUUAAAUAAAUCCAAUUUUGGAUUAUGGCUACAAAAGGCUUUGUGAUUUAUCUAUUAGCAGGUUUUUCUGUGGCAUUUCUAUCAGUUUUCUUUGUGCAGAACUUCAAAAAUGGUGAUUUUGAGCCAAAAUUUUAUCAAAGUUCCAGUCUUUUGCAACGACCCAUUGGAUCUGAAGACAAUGUUUGGCCGGAAUUGGAGUUUAGUUGGAAGAUUGUUUUGGCAACUGUGAUAGGAUUCUUGGGGUCAGCUUGUGGUACUGUGGGCGGUGUCGGUGGAGGUGGCAUAUUUGUUCCUAUGCUUACUUUGCUUCUUGGAUUUGACACCAAGUCUGCUGCUGCUAUUUCCAAAUGUAUGAUAAUGGGGGCAUCAGCAUCAUCAGUUUGGUACAAUUUAAGGGUACCACAUCCAUGCAGAGAAGUACCUAUACUUGAUUAUGAUUUGGCUCUAUUGUUUCAGCCCAUGCUCAUGUUAGGCAUCACACUUGGUGUUUCUCUCAGUGUUGUCUUCCCCUACUGGCUCAUCACUGUCCUCAUCAUCAUCCUCUUCAUGGGGACUUCAUCAAGAUCAUUUUUUAAAGCCAUUGAGAUGUGGAAAGAAGAGACAAUUCUCAAGAAAUCGAUGAAAGAAGUUCCAGUUAAUUCACGUGGUGAACUUAUUAUUGAUACAGUUUACGAGCCACUGGUCCCUAAGGAGGAGAAAACCGCCCUGGAAAUUUUUAAGUUCAACCUUAAUUUGAAGCGAAUCAUGGUGCUCUUUCUAGUAUGGUUCGUAUUUCUACUUCUUCAAGUGUUCAAGAAUGAUCUAGUGGCUUGUACUCCUUUGUAUUGGGUGCUCAACUUAAUACAGUUUCCCGUAGCACUGGCGGUGUUUGGAUAUGAAUGUGUGAAAUUGUACAAGGAAAGCAAGAAGAGGAGACUAGAAGGGAACCUAGAGUCAAUAUGUGAGGCUGAUAUUCAAUGGACUGCCACAAACCUUAUAUUUUGCGCGCUUUGUGGCAUAUUGGGAGGCACUGUUGGAGGAUUGCUCGGAUCUGGUGGUGGAUUCAUUCUUGGCCCUCUUCUUCUUGAGAUUGGAGUUAUCCCUCAGGUAGCUAGCGCGACAGCAACAUUUGUGAUGAUGUUCUCGUCAUCUUUAUCAGUUGUGGAGUUUUAUCUCCUCAAGAGAUUCCCAAUUCCUUACGCUCUAUACCUCAUGAGCGUAUCUAUUCUUGCUGGCUUUUGGGGACAAUGCUUCAUAAGAAAACUUAUCGCAAUUUUAAAGCGAGCAUCGAUCAUUGUGUUCAUACUCUCUGGUGUCAUUUUCGCCAGCGCUCUCACAAUGGGGGUGAUCGGUAUAGAGAAGAGCAUCCGUAUGAUCCACAAUCACGAGUUCAUGGGGUUCUUGGAUUUCUGCAGCAGUCAAUAAUUGUGUAUUUCGGCUAGCAAACUACAUGUAAAGAGCAGCGACGCAGUACAAGAGAUGUUGGCCAAUGCCUAAUUGACCAACCACUUGAAUAUUCAUAAAACAAAGUAUAGUAUGUGAUUGAAAAACGGGUAAUUUGCUUGUGUGUUAACUAGCGUUAACACCAGCAUCGACAACCAUUUUUCUUACAUUAGCUUUUAUAGUUGUCGUACAGAGUAAAAUGUUAGUGUGACUACUGUCUUGUGAGUUAGCUACCGCUAACGCCAGCCAGAGCCACACGUAUUUUUCAAUGGUUGUGACUGAGUAUUGCAUUAUUUCUAUUUGCUUUAUUUUUGUAUUAUUGAACUGGUUCUGUCUGAGGGUUAGCUAGCGCUAACGCCAGCGGAGUCCUCCUCCACCACCACCACCAUUUGUAUUUUUACCGUGUUAUAUUGAUCACUUGCUGUGGAAUGAAGUUUUUGAUUCUUUCUA